Messenger RNA from Oncorhynchus masou masou (cherry salmon), 4580 nucleotides. RefSeq names its product NLR family CARD domain-containing protein 3-like. Gene Ontology annotation, molecular function: protein binding. Lineage: Eukaryota; Metazoa; Chordata; Actinopteri; Salmoniformes; Salmonidae. The record is from RefSeq and is a predicted model, not a curated record. Gene Ontology annotation, biological process: intracellular signal transduction.
CCAAUCAAGCAGGAGAGACCAGCCUCACCAGUGCCCAGCGGUCUGUCCAUGAAGAGUGACCGGUCUAUGGGUACACCUAUACGGUUUAGAGAGGGAGACUUUUCUACUGAACAAAGAAACCAACAAGAGAGAUCAGAGUCAAAGAUUGUCAGUGGUCAGUCUUCCCAGAGUCUUCAAACAGACCUGGCCUCUAUAUUCAGUUUGCUUGAAGAAAAUAUUAUGACAUUUGUAAAGAACGAGCUGAAGAUGUUCAAGAAGAUUCUUCGUCCAGAACUCCCAGAAGGCUUUGAGAGACAUAAGCAGGAUAAGGAAGUGGAUGCUGAAGAUGAGAAGCAUGAGAGCAGUGCCAGAGAGGGGGCUCUGAAGAUCACACUGCACGUCCUGAGGAAAAUGAACCAGAAGGAGCUUGCUGACACACUGGAGAAAAAUGAACUUGCUGUGAUUUGCCAACGUGAACUCAAAUCUAAUCUAAAGAAGAAGUUUCAAUGUGUAUUUGAGGGGAUCGCUAAACAAGGAAACCCAACACUUCUCAAUAAGAUCUACACAGAGCUCUACAUCACAGAGGGUGGAACAGGAGAGGUCAAUAAUGAACAUGAGCUGAGACAGAUUGAGACAACAACCAGGAAACAAGCAAGACCAGAGACUGCAAUCAAAUGUAACGACAUCUUCAAACCCUUAACUGGACAAGACAAACUUAUCAGAACUGUGCUGACAAAGGGAGUCGCUGGCAUUGGAAAAACAGUCUCUGUGCAGAAGUUCAUUCUGGACUGGGCUGAAGGAAAAGCAAAUCAGGAUGUCCAAUUUGUAUUUUCAUUCCCUUUUCGGGAGCUGAAUUUGAUGAAAGGGGAAAAACACACUUUGAUUGAACUUCUCAAUCACUUCUCAAUGGAAACCAAAGAAUCACGAAUUUCCAACUAUGACAAGUACAAAGUUCUGUUCAUCUUUGAUGGUCUGGAUGAGUGCCGACUGCCCCUAGACUUCCAGAAGAACAAGAUCUGUUGUGACGUCACAGAGUCAACCUCAGUGGAUGUUUUGCUGACAAAUCUCAUCAAGGGAAAUCUGCUUCCCUCUGCUCUCCUCUGGAUAACUACCCGACCUGCAGCAGCCAAUAAGAUUCCUUCAGAGUGUGUUGACCAGGUGACAGAGGUACGAGGGUUCAAUGACCCACAGAAGGAGGAGUACUUCAGGAAGAGAUUCAGUGAUGAGGACCUGGCCAGCAGAAUCAUCUCACACAUAAAGACAUCAAGGAGCCUCCACAUCAUGUGCCACAUUCCAGUCUUCUGUUGGAUUUCUGCAACAGUCCUUGAAGACAUACUGAAACAUAAGAGAGAAGAGGUGCCAAAGACUCUGACUGAGAUGUACACACACCUUGUGGUGUUUCAUACCAAACAUCAGAAUGAAAAGUAUCUUGGGAAAGAAGAGACAGGUCCCGACUGGAAUAAAGAGAGCAUUCUGUCACUGGGAAAACUGGCUUUUCAACAGCUUGUGAACGGCAAUCUGAUUUUCUAUGAAGAAGACCUGAAAGAGUCUGGCAUUGAUGUUAAUGAAGCCUCAUUGUACUCAGGAUUGUGCACACAGCUCUUUAAAGAGGAAUGUGGUCUGUACCAGGACAAGGUGUACUGCUUCGUGCAUCUGAGCAUUCAGGAGUUUCUGGCGGCUGUAUAUGUGUUCCUCAACAAUGAGAAUCUUAUGACCAAACCUCAAUCAACAUCCAGGAACCUUUUUGCGCUGUUCAGAAACAAGCCUGGAGUUACUUUCUACAAGAGUGCUGUGGAUGAAGCCUUACAAAGUGAGACAGGAAACCUGGACCUUUUCCUCCGCUUCCUCCUGGGCCUCUCACUGGAGUCCAAUCAGAAGCACUUACGAGGUCUACUGACAAUGACAAGAAGCAGCUCACAGAGUCAUGAAGAAACAGUCAAGUACAUCAAGGAGAAGAUCAGGGAGAAUCCUUCUCCAGAGAGAUGCAUCAAUCUGUUCCACUGUCUGAAUGAACUGAAUGACCAUUCUCUAGUGGAGGAGAUCCAAAGAUACCUGAGAUCAGGAAGUCUCUCAGGAGCCAAACUGUCACCUGCACAGUGGUCAGCUCUGGUCUUUGUGUUGCUGACUUCAGAAAAGGAGCUGGAUGUGUUUGACCUGAAGAAAUACUCCAGAUCAGAGGAAGGUCUUCUGAGGCUGCUGCCAGUGGUCAAAGCCUCCAGAGCUGCUCUACUGUCAGGCUGUGGAGUCACCGAAAAAGGAUGUGGUUCUCUGGUCUCAGCUCUGAAGUCAAACCCCUCACACCUGAGAGAGCUGGACCUGAGUAACAAUGACCUGAAGGAUUCAGGAGUGAAGCUGCUCUCUGCUGGACUGGGGAAUCCCCACUGUAAACUGGAGACUCUGAGGCUGUCAGGCUGUGGAGUCACGGACAAAGGCUGUGCUUCUCUGGCCUCAGCUCUCAUCUCAAACCCCUCACACCUGAGAGAGCUGGAUCUGAGUAACAAUGACCUGAAGGAUUCAGGAGUGAAGCUGCUCUCUACUGGACUGGGGAAUCCCCACUGUAAACUGGAGACUCUGAGGCUGUCAGGCUGUCUAGUCACAGAGGAAGGCUGUUGUUCUCUGGUCUCAGCUCUGAAAUCAAACCCCUCACACCUGAGAGAGCUGGAUCUGAGCUACAAUCACCCAGGAGACUCAGGAGUCAGACUGCUCUCUGCUGGACUGGAGGAUCCAAACUGCAGACUAGAGAAACUCAAUGUGGAACAUGGUGGAGAGAACAGAAUGAAACCUGGACUUAGAAAAUAUGCCUGUGAUCUCACACUGGACCCAAACACAGCACACAGACUCCUCCCUCUGACUGAGGAUAACAGAAAGGUGACACGUAGCAGAGAGACACAACCGUAUCCUGAUCACCCAGAGAGAUUUGAGGUCUGGCAGCAAGUGCUGUGUAGAGACAGUCUGACUGGGCGCUGUUACUGGGAGGUAGAGAGGAGUGGGGGAUUGGCUGACAUUGGAGUGACAUAUAAAGGAAUCAGCAGGAGAGGAGAGGGUAAUGACUGUGUUAUUGGAUCCAAUGACAAGUCCUGGAGUCUGUUCUGCUCUGACAACAGUUACACUGCCAGGCACAAUAAUAAUCCCACUACCAUAGCCGUCCCCUCCAGCUCCCACAGAGUAGGAGUGUAUCUGGACUGGCCUGCCGGCACUCUGUCCUUCUACAGAGUCUCCUCUGCCACACUGACCCACCUGUACACAUUCUACACCCCAUUCACUGAGCCCCUCUAUCCAGGGUUUAAGGUUAAUGAUGUUGACUCCUCAGUGUCGCUGUGUCAGGUGUUCAUGGGGCCAAAAAGACAUGAUGUUUCACUCUAAUCAUGUGUUUUAUGUUUGAUCACAAUAUGAUCAUGUAAAUACAAUUUAAAUGCAUGGAGUAACACACACACACCAGUUUGGACCAGUUUAUUCCUGGAAAUAAUAACCAUGGUAACUCUGUGUCAAUGGACACACACACUCGCACACUGGACACACACUGGACAAACUGGACACACACACACACACCCACACACACACACACACACACACACUGUAAGUGAAAAUGUUAAUUGAAUGUGCCCAUAACUGAGUAUGUGACUAACCUUGUGAAACUGUCCUAUUAUAGUGUCCUGUUCUUCUGAAUAUUUGUAGAUUAGAUUUGUAAUAGUGUUAUAGUAAUGAAUAAAGUUCAGUUCCAGCUUCACACUGAAACAAAAAAACCAUAAUAAUAAGAUAAUAAUAAUAUAACCAGCCAGGUGAAAUGAUUUGCUGUAUUCCAAAAGCACCAGUGCAUGAACAGUUGUAAAGGAUGAACUGCAUAAUAUAUAUAUAUAUAUAUAUAUAUAUAUAUAUAUAUAUAUUCAUGACAAGACAAGAUCUAAAAACAGUCAUUUGUUGAUUGUGUCAGAUGCUGUAGUUCCUUUAUACCUGUGACUUUUUUUUCUUUUUAAAAGUUUUUUUAAAGGUGUAGAUCAGCAUAAUAUUGUGGAAAGAAUGUUGCUUCCAUCAAUGUAAUUGUCUGCAUCAUUUCCAAUCCCCCAUAUAUCUUUGGGGUAAAUAUACAUACCCAUACACGCAUGCAUACAUAUACACAUAUAUACAUACCCAUACACGCAUGCAUACAUAUACACAUAUAUACAUACCCAUACACGCAUGCAUACAUAUACACAUAUAUACAUACCCAUACCUAUGUAGACAGACAUAUACACAUAUAUACAUACCCAUACCCUUAUAGACAUACAUAUACACAUAUAUACGUACACAUACCUAUAUAGACAUACAUAUACACAUAUCUAUAUAGACAGACAUAUACACAUAUCUAUAUAGACAGACAUAUACACAUAUCUAUAUAGACAGACAUAUACACAUAUAUACAUACACAUACCUAUAUAGACAUACAUAUGAACAUAUAUACAUACCUAUGUAGACAGACAUAUACACAUAUAUAUAUAUAUACACAUACCUAUGUAGACAGACAUAUACACAUAUAUACAUACACAUACCUAUAUAGACAGACAUAUACACAUACACAUACCUAUAUAGACAUACCUAUAUAGACAUACAUAUACACAUACCUA